Molecule: messenger RNA, 5982 nt
Organism: Guillardia theta CCMP2712
Lineage: Eukaryota; Cryptophyceae; Pyrenomonadales; Geminigeraceae
Exons: 26
Coding region: 1-5982 (1993 amino acids)
Biological process (GO): calcium ion import across plasma membrane
Cellular component (GO): voltage-gated calcium channel complex; membrane
Molecular function (GO): calcium ion binding; high voltage-gated calcium channel activity
Source: RefSeq, a predicted model, not a curated record
AUGGUGAAGACUGCUUUCCAGAAUUGGAUCCAGGGGCCGCAUGACCCUGAGAAACGAACGUUCAUUAGCAGCCUCUUUCUGCGAUUGAUCGAAUCAAGAGCAUGGGAAUAUCUCUUCCUGUGCAUCAUUGUUUUCACCGCUACAAUCAAAUUCACAGACCUGCGAGACUCUCCCCCGGAGUGGAAAGCUAGUCUUCUUCAGAUAUCUCUGUAUGGUUGUUUGACCUACAGCAUUGAAUGGAUCAUAGAACUACUCACUCUGGGAUCUUCGGAGUUUUUUAGCAGCGGCUGGUAUCGAACGGACACCAUUGUCAAUGUGUUCAACUGGGGAAGCUAUCUGGACUCAAACGGAUAUCUUCCGAGGAUUCUCAGUCUGAUUUUCCCGAAUAUCGCCUUCUUAAGGAUCCUGCGCUUUCUGAAGCCUCUAGGACGAGUGAGACUGCUCUUUUCUUCCAAAGUUGUGGUCAAGACGGUUGCUGGAGCCAUGGCGUCAAUGGGCCCUGUGCUUGCCUUGGUGUUCUUUCUUGUGCUUUUAUUCGGAGUCGGAGGGAUCUAUUUGUUCGGAAAGGGUUUAGCCUUGUACUAUAGGUGUGGGCUUCCUCUGACAGCCGAUCAAUCCAAGUUCUUCUUCAAUGAAAGCUCCUACCAGCCAGCCCCUGGAUCUGAUAUCAACAUCGCAAGCUGCGGGGUGAACCUAACACGCAUUGACGAGUUUCAAUCACAGUACAACGCAUACUUGCGAGAGGCGUCAAGCACAGGUCAAUCAUUUGAGUUUGCAGACUUUGACCUAGACGGAGCCGAUGAGAGAUACUGCAUAGCCUUGACCCCUGAACGUCUUUGCGCUUGUGCCUCCCUCCCCAACGGUGAGAGUCCAGACGUUUGUGUGGACACGGCGAACUGCCGAGAGAAUAUUUGCUUUCGAGGAGAUAUCAUUCCGGUCGAUUCCUUGCAUGGGUUCAACAAUUUUGCAACUGCAUCAAUGACUGUGAUAGCUGUCUUCUUUCAGAAGAAUUGGUCCAUGUUCAUGGAUGCCUGUGUCCAGACUUCGGGCCCUUUCUUCGGAUAUUUCUAUUACAUCUUUCUGGUUAUCUUUGGAAGCUUUUGUCUCCUCAACCUCACUGUUGCAACUGUUGGGCAAACGUUUACAAGAGUGAAAAAGGAAGCUGAGAAGAAAAGAGCAGAUAAAGAUGCCGAGCAAGCACGAAAAGACAAGAUUCAAGCUGAAAGAGAUGAAAUGAAGAAAAUGGCCAAGGCAAAAAGUGAUGAAGAGGGCGGCGAGGAGGGGUCCGAGCUCGCCUCUGUUGCCGAGAUUGAAUAUAUUGAAGAGAAAAAGAUGAAGACUAUUGAACAUCUCGAAACCGAGAGAGGCAGAAUCUUGUCGUCCUUUACGGGAGGAUGGAGAUUGAAGCUCGCGAUGGUUCUCUCAUAUCCCCUCAAGCGUCUUCCCCACCACACAUCCCUGCAGUACUUGGACUCUCGUCUGAAAGCAUUGAGGCAAACAAACGAGGAGGAAAACGUGUCAGAGGGAGAGGAAAGCUCGGAAGUUUCCGAUGACGAGACAACUUCUGAAGCUGAGAGCGGCAAGGCAGCCACUGCAGCACAGGAGGGACAGAGCAUUUUUGCCUGGAUUGCCGAUCUUGUUGUAGUGAUCAAUGCUGGCUCGAUGGCUAUGAGUGGCUUCAACGAUAAAUUGAACCCUAUUCUGAACGGCGUGGGUUAUUUUGCUUCUUUGUUCUUCAUUGCUGAAGCCGUCGCCAAAUCUAUCUCAUACGGGGGAUGGAGCUACUACCUCCUGGAUGGCGGAAAUCGUUUUGACUUCACCCUUGUCUUGGUCCCGACGAUCGGCGAAGUGACAACGGAGGGGUCGAGCUUUCUGGGGCUGGGGGCAGACUACAUCUACCAGGCUCUCGCCCUCCAGGCCAUGCGCGUCUUCCGAAUCGCGAAGCUGACAAAGCACCUCACCGGGCUCAGGCGACUAACUGCCCGCGCGUUUGGCAGCCCCGCAGGAGUUGUGUACGCGCUACUUGUAACCAUAGGGUUCAUCUGCUUCUGCUCCUGUUUCGGCAACGAGCUCUUUCGCUCCAGUGUGGAAUUUGCGGUGGCUCGGAAUGACUUCCAGUACUUCCUUGGAGCGAUGAAGUGCUUGCUAGAGUUCCUCCUGGGCGAUCGCUACAUGCAGUCCCUUGACAUCGCCUACCAGUCGAAGGAUGUCAUCGGGGUUCUCUUCUUCCUUGGUUACUACUACGUCGCAAACUUUCUUGUGCUUCGUAUGUUCAUAGCUCUUAUCCUUGAAAACUUUGAGUUCGACGAAGAUAAGAAGAUCAGCAUUCAGAUUCAGCUGUUUCAGAAGCAACAAAUCCUCAUGAACGACCUCAUCGACGGCAGUGCGAGAGGCUUCAGCAUCCAAGAGCAGUUUGCUCGCCUUCGCAAGCAGAAUUUGGACGAGGAUCAUCUGAGUGUGUUCCAGCAGAAAUGGUCCCAGGUGGUGAAGGACAGGGAUUGUGCUGCCUUGCAAAGUGACAGCGUCCUCGUGCAGCUGCAGAAUGCAAAUGAAAGAAAGGAGCAGGGGUUGAGAAAGGAGAAGACAGAAUCAGAGGGACUGAUCAAGAUUCUGAUCAAGUUGAUUAUGAUGGCACGCAAGCUCUCCUACACUUUGGUCGAGAACCAGAAGUUUGACCUUCUUGUUCUCUUCGCCGUCAUCUUCUCGGUGGUGUUGGUGCAGGUGGACACGAGCGACAACCCGAUCUUCACAGACGAGGUUCGACUGACGAUCGACAUCAGCCUGCUCUGCUUCUUCACCUUUGAGACCAGCCUCAAGAUCUUCACCUAUGGCUUUCUCACUCCUACAGGAGUCUCCCCGAAGAGCAUCGAGUACCCGCAGGGCAAGCCCGCCUUCUUCUCCAACACGGAGGACGGAGGAUGGAACCUUCUCGACGCCGGGGUCGUCAUCCUCAUGAUACUCGACGUGCUCCCCCUCAGCUUCAGCGUCGGAGGCUUCAAGUGCAUCCGAAUCGUCAGGAUCGUCCGGCCGCUGCAAAAGCGAAGUCAGACAGUGAAGGGGCUCAUGGCGGCGCUGAUCGCGAGCAUCGGGUCGAUCUUCCACGUUAUCAACCUUCUUCUUCUCCUCAUACUCAUCUUCGGCCUCAUGGGCGUCUCGCUCUUCCGCGGCAGGCUCAACGUCUGCAACGAUGAGGCCGUCUCCCACUCUCGCGACUGCAUCGGCGUCAACUACGGCGGCAUUCCUGAUGUCCCUUGCCGCGGGUAUGUCGAUCGGAUCUGCCAGCAGGAGCUGGGCAGGUUCAUCGGUCAACAAGUUCUUGUCCCCCGUGUCUGGUCCCCCCCCUCUGAGAACUUCGACAACCUGGCGGUCGCCAGCAUCACUCUCCUCCGCCUCUCUGCGCAGGACAACCUGCGGUCCAUCUUUCACAGCCUCAUGGACAUGGCGCGCUACUACCAGGUUGUGUGCAGCGGGGACGGGGAGGACGGAGAGAACGGUUGUCCAGCAGGACAGAACCAGUACAUCGUCGCAUCUCAGUCGCAAGCAGACACAGCGCCGGAGAACAUCCUCUUCCCCCUGUUCUACAUCUUCAUCGCCAACAUCUUCAUCAGUCAGCUCGUGAUCGGCGUGCUUAUUGACAACAUCAGGAGGCAGACUGGCUCCGCCCUCUUCACUGAGCAGCAGCGCAUCUGGCGAGCGACGCUCAUCACUAUGGAUCGGCUCAAGAAGAAGUUCAAACCUCAGAUCCCCGAGCAGCCGCUGCGCAAGUGGCUCUACCUGGUGCUAGAGUCGGAGACCUACAACAUCUUCAUCAUGUCCGUCAUCAUCCUCAAUACCCUCUGGAUGGCCACAGAGCAUGAACCUCAUCCAGCUUUGUACAGCACGAUUCAGAACUAUGUCGAUCCUGUUUUCAUCGUCAUCUACGUCGGGGAGACGAUAGCGAAGAUGACGGCAUAUGGUCUGAUCUCUUGGUCGGAAGAAUCCCCUGCGGAGGAGCAGGAGGAAGAAAAAGAGCCCACCUCCUCCUCUUCUUUCUUCUCCUGUUUCAAGAGAUACAAGAGCCCUUACUUCGGAGAUGCCUGGAAUUUCUUUGAUUUUUUCGUGGUUGCUAUGAGCGUGUUAGAUUCUUCGGGCAUCAUCAGUGGUCUUAGCUUCCUCAAGCUCCUCCGAGUUCUCCGCGUCUUCCGUCUCGUUCGCCGCGUGAAAACUCUCCAGGUGAUGAUCACGACGCUGCUGGGAGCGAUCAACGCAAUCCUCGCAGCUCUUCUGUUUCUCAGCAUCUGGAUCUUUAUCUUUGCGGCGGUGGGGUCAGACAAUCAGAUGUUCAAUGACCUCCGGCAUGGCCUCGUCAUCGACUCUCGCUGGAACUUCCACACUCUCUUCAACGCCGUCCUCCUCCUCUUCCGCACGGCGACUGGGGACGGAUGGUUCGACCUCCUUUAUGAUGCUUCUGUCCGCCCGCCCUACUGCACGGCCUCGUCGCCGGAAGUGCCGGUGGGAGACUGCGGGCGAGGGAUCAUAGGGUACAUCUACUUCAUCAUCUUCUACUUCGGAUGCAACUAUAUCUUCCUGCCUCUCUUCGUCGCCACUCUCAUUGACUACUUCUUCGAGGCGGAGGUUGAGAGUCAGUCGCUGUUCAACGGGGAUGACUGCGAGACAUACGCCAACGUCUGGUCGGAGUUUGACGAGGAGGGUGACGGAAGAAUUUCAAUCGAGAACCUCCGACCCCUCGUCGACAGACUCGCUGUCAAUGGGCAUCCAGCAGGCUUCAGAGUCUCGUCGGACCUCGAGCGGUUCAAGAUGAUCUGGUCAAGGGUCAUGACCGACCCCAGCACGUUCCCACUUGACGGGCUGCGGGUGCCUGAUGAAGUCAGCAAGGAGAUCGGGCUGACAGUCAUCACUAGAGACAACAUGGUCAAAGCGUUCGGGAGCGGGAAGAGAGCUCUACGGAUCCGCGAGUUUCUUUACAGCAAAUUCCCGGAGAUCAAGAACAACGAGGUUGAAUUCAAGUAUGCCGCUAAGGUUCUCUGCAUCUUCAUGGACGGCAUUCGCGCGCCCAUCACGAUUGCAGAUCUUGUAAACCAGGGAGCGUCCAAGCAAAUUCUAGUGGCGCUGCAAGGAGACGCAGUGAUACGGGGAAGAGAUGGGAAGGAGAACGAUCGUUGGCUGCCGCUCGGAGUUCACAAUCAGCUGACGAACAAGCUGGCGGAUGGGGUGCCUAAGGGAUCGAAGAAGAAGAAGAUGCCUGGGAAGGAGGAGCUGCCAAACAUCAUGAAGGCAGUGAAACUGGUACAACUUGAGCUCAGGCCUCCAGUGCUGGACCCGGACGAGCCUCCUCCGAUGCCAACAGCGCAGAAGGUCGGGGAGCUGAUGGGAAAGAUCCGCUUCAUGAAGGAUUCUUACGAGGAUAUUGUCGACCGGCUGAUCGAUGAGGUUCUCUGGGGGAAAGAGGAGGAGGAGGAGGCGCAGGAGUCUGUCAUCAGCAUCCUCCUUGGCGAGAUCAUGGUGCUGUCUGUUCAUCAGUUUGCGCAGGAAACAUCAUCCAAGAUCUGGACGCAGAUAAAGCCAAGGGAGACCAACAAGGCUCUCUUUCGCUUCACACAGGCAGCGAAGUCGAAGAUGCAACAAGGCAUCGCGGCCGCAGUCAAGUCUGUGCCCCGCGGCUGGCUCAAUGCGAAGAGGUCGCGGCCGGCGCUGAGGAGGAUGAAGCCCACGGAGGAGACGAGGGACCACACGCAAGAAACCGUCCUCUCCCUUGCCCUCAAGGCCCCCGCCGCUCCUGCUCGCCCUGCUCGCUCCUCCAGCCGGUACAAAGUCUCACCUCCUCUGCGCCAAGCGAUCCGGAAGGGCAAAGUGAACUCGACGUGGAAGACUAUGUUUCGAGGAAACUUCGGAGGAGGAGGGGCGGAAGGCGAGGGCGACUGGAAGACAGAAUACAGCAAGAGGUUGGAAGGACUGAGGCGAUGGACAGGCAUAGAAGUAUGA